Molecule: messenger RNA, 1141 nt
Organism: Tigriopus californicus
Lineage: Eukaryota; Metazoa; Arthropoda; Copepoda; Harpacticoida; Harpacticidae
Product: 15-hydroxyprostaglandin dehydrogenase [NAD(+)]-like
Cellular component (GO): cytoplasm
Molecular function (GO): oxidoreductase activity, acting on the CH-OH group of donors, NAD or NADP as acceptor
Source: RefSeq, a predicted model, not a curated record
GCAACAAACAGGAUCCAUGUACUACACGUGAACAACGAAGUGCGUUGCCGCGUACUGCUGAACAGUCUCAGCUCUGAACCUUUAAUGCAUGGCUAUCGGGUUCACUUCUGCAUCAACUGCAGCCCAAAGAACAGCCUCAUAGGUUAGAAUACACAAAUCUUCAACAUGGGCUAUCAGAUUCAAGGGAAUGUGGCGAUUGUCACGGGCGGAUCCCAAGGCUUUGGAAAAGAGUUCACGAAACUUCUUCUGAAGAAGGGGGCUAAGGUGGCCUUCUCUGAUAUCAACGUGGAGGUCGGCCGUCAAACGGAAUCCGAUUUGCAAAAGGAGUUCGGCAAGGAAAACGUCAUCUUUGUCAGAGCCGAUGUCACAAACGAUGAGGAUUGGACCUCAUUGUGGGAUGAAGCUGAAAUGAAGCUUGGAGCUGUGGCCAUUUUAGUGAAUAAUGCCGGCAUUGGAGCAAGUUUGGGAUGGGAGAGAAAUGUGGAUAUCAUGCUGAAAGGCGUUGGAAAGGGAACCUUUUUGGCCUUGGAUAGAAUGGGAAAGAACAUGAGUGGUCGAAUUAUUAACAUCGCCUCCAUCGCCGGUAUUGCUAGCGGAUUCACCUCGAAGAUUGAGGUUAGCGGAUACACGAUGGCCAAGCACGGAGUCAUCGGAUUGACCAGGAGUUUUCCCAGGGCCAGACCCGCCCCUUUCUCUAAAUAUGGCGUGAAGGCUUAUGCCCUUUGUCCGUGGUUUGCCGAUACUCAAUUACUACGAGAAGAAAUUAGCGACCUCUCCAAGAUUGAACGAAGCACCAAGACCAGGGUACUAACUGUUGAAGAAGUCGGCAAAUCCUUGCUUACCGCUUUGGAAAAGGAUAAGGAUGGAGCUUGCUACCUUAUCUUUCCGGAUGUGCCAUUGAUUGACUUUCCAAAUUGCAAUGAAAACCUCUUCGCUUUGUCGGUAGCGGCUGGUUGGAUUUUAAAGAAAGCUGGGUAUGAGCCCGAUGUUAUCGGAUGGCCCGUAGUUUUGGCAGUGGGAGCACUGCUACUCAUCAUUUUCUAUUACAUUUUUGCAAUCUUGAAGUUUAUGGUUUGGUAAUGAUUUGAUGGAUUUUAUUUGGAAACAAAGCUCGAAAUAAAACUACUGUUUGAUACUCUUG